Molecule: messenger RNA, 1317 nt
Organism: Colletotrichum higginsianum IMI 349063
Lineage: Eukaryota; Fungi; Ascomycota; Sordariomycetes; Glomerellales; Glomerellaceae
Product: Duf1620 domain-containing protein
Exons: 3
Coding region: 1-1317 (438 amino acids)
Source: RefSeq, a predicted model, not a curated record
AUGGGACGGCUUGUUCACCUAGGAGCUCUCGCCUGCCUGUACCUGGGCGCGGAGUCUAAGGCGUUGAGAUGGCAGGACGACACCCCGAGCUGGGUGCCCCCCAAGCAAACCAUUGCCGCGAUGAACAUGGAGGAGCUCGGGUUCAGUCCCAGGCCUACAACAGCGCCCGAUCCGGCCAAUGUUGAACUGAAGCUGGCCAAGCGUGUGAGAGGCGACGACACUUGUGGUUACAUUUCUGGUGAAUCCACCAAUUCCAUCUACUGCGAGGUCGGAACUUGUGUCAUCAACAGCUUCUACUCUGUGGUUGGGUGCUGCGCGUCCUCCGCGUUGACGGACUGCAGGAUUGCCACCAGCUGUCUCCCGUCCUCUUCCUCAAGGCUCUACACCAGCGGUGACACACUCAUGCGGUUCUGCUCUGCUUCAGCACAGCCCGAGUGCAUCACCUACGUCUACUCUGGUUCGGACUUCAAUCGAUAUACUCUCUACGGAUGCGCAGUCAGUGAACAGAGAGUCGUCGUCUAUGCCAAUCCAACAGACUCCUCCGUCACGGAUGAGGCCACCACAUCCGAUCCGUUAGCAAGGUCUAUCCAACCCACUGCCUCUCUUACCGACACGGGCGCCCUGUCUCCGGCAUCCUCAACUGCCUCUGCGUCAGGGGGGUCCGGCAGUGGCGGCGGCGGGUCAUCCACCCCCGUAGGCGCCAUCGUCGGCGGUGUUGUCGGAGGCGUAGCCGCCAUCGCCCUCAUCGUCUUCGGCAUCAUUUUCCUCCGCCGCAAGAAGAAGAAGGACGCGGCCGCAAACAACACCAACAGCCAGGCUGCUCCUGCCACAUAUAACGGUCCUCCGCCACCUCAGCAGGGACAGCCGCAGAUGUACCAGCAACCCAUGGCCCCGCCGACGCAGCAGUCGUCACCGGGAGGCUACGCUCCUCCGCCCCACCCUUCCCAGGACAGCACCUACCCGCAGGGUUUCGCGCCUGUGGACAACAGACAAAGCAUGCUUAAGCAGCCGUACGAUGUCACGACGGGCUCGUAUGAGCAAACCGGCGUCAGCCCCCCGGCGAGCCCGCCGCCCUUGAGCCCCUCGCCGACGUACCAGUCCGGGGUUCCGCAGUACGUUGCGACUCAGAACGCGGUUAGCCCGACAUAUCCUCCCCCACAGCAGCAGCAGCAGCAGCAUCAAGGGAGCUACUAUAACGCGCCGCCGCCACCUGCGCAGGGACAGCCGGCGCAUCCGCAGCAGCAAUACCAGCAGCCCGGUUUCACGUCCGAGCUGCCUACUCAUAGGGGCGACAACGAAUUGCGGGAACUGGCUUAG